This is a messenger RNA of Rhinocladiella mackenziei CBS 650.93, 564 nucleotides long. RefSeq lists its product as uncharacterized. The record is from RefSeq and is a predicted model, not a curated record. Bases 1 to 564 code for a protein of 187 amino acids. The transcript has a single exon. Lineage: Eukaryota; Fungi; Ascomycota; Eurotiomycetes; Chaetothyriales; Herpotrichiellaceae.
AUGGCUUCUUCUUCUUCUUCAGACUCCCUGUCCCUGAGCACAACACGCUCCUCGACCAAAUCUAACAUGCACAUCCCUAUGCCACCGUCAUCGUCGCAGAAAUCUUCCCGGCACCAUCACCACGUCCACAUCGCGACCCCUCACCCAUUGGCCUCGACAACACAAUUCCUCGACAAACACGUCCCUCUAUUCGCGAAGCACCACGCCGAAUUCACUGCUCAAGCUGAGCUCCGUGUCGCCAAGCACGAAGCCCGUCGCAGCAUGGGCGCCACCCCGAUCCCUGAGAUGGAAGCGGACGCGGAGAACGGGACUAUCAGCACGGCGAUCCACGCUGCAACAGUCACGAGCACCGCACCUGCCCGGGCAGGCCUUGACGAAGCGAACGAGGCUUGGAACGCCGUGCUUGCCCAGCGCGAGGCUGCGCGUAAAAGAGCCGGAUCGCAAAUGACUCCCUCCGAAGCCGCCGAGCGUGCUCGUGUGGACGAGGUCAGCGAUUCGGAUUCUCUCAGUCCCGUUACGUCAGGGUGUAAGGGUGAUUCCGGAUCACCUGCUAUUACUCCUUAA